Heteronotia binoei (common prickly gecko) is the source of this 3864-nucleotide messenger RNA. It is a transcript of the gene UBAC1, whose product is annotated as UBA domain containing 1. Gene Ontology annotation, molecular function: protein binding. The record is from RefSeq and is a predicted model, not a curated record. The transcript is spliced from 10 exons. The coding region runs from base 113 to 1345 and encodes 410 amino acids. Lineage: Eukaryota; Metazoa; Chordata; Lepidosauria; Squamata; Gekkonidae.
AGGCGUGACGGGGCAGGCGGCGGGAGGGGAAGAUGGCGGCGGCCUGUCGCGGGGGGUCCCGGCGGCGGCGGGGGUGCUGAGGCCGCCUCUCUCCCUCCCUCCCUUCUCCGCCAUGUUCGUGCAGGAGGAGAAGAUCUUCGCGGCCUCGCAGGUGCUGCGGCUCCGCAUCUGCGCCCUGGACGGGGCCGAGUGGCUGGAGGAGGUGGCCGACGACACGCCCGUCGAGCGCCUCAAGGAGCGCUGCUGCCUCAAGCACUGUGUGCCUGGGAGUUUGGAGGAUCCCAAAAGUGUAACACAUCAUAAACUGAUCCAUGCUGCUUCAGAGAAGGUGCUGAGUGACGCAAAAACCAUCUUGGAGGAAAACAUUAAAGACAGAGAUGUUUUGGUGCUGAUGAAGAAGCGAGCUCCUCCUGCCCCUCCCAAAAUGGCUGAUGUCUCUGAAGAGGAAAAGCAGAAGCUGGAACAGAAAGCUCCAGAUAAGGAGGCGAUUCUGAAAGCGACCACCAGUCUCCCAUCCCACAGCAUAGACCGCAGUGUGGCUCACCACAGCAUGAGGGAUUUCCAGACAGAGCUUCGGAAGAUCUUGGUCUCUCUUAUAGAAGUUGCCCAGAAAUUGCUAGCAUUGAACCCUGAUGCAGUGGAAUUGUUUAAGAAGGCAAAUGCCAUGCUAGAUGAAGAUGAGGAUGACAGAGUGGAUGAGAUUGCCUUGCGCCAGCUGACAGAAAUGGGGUUUCCAGAGGGCAGAGCUGUCAAAGCCCUUCGUUUAAGCCACAUGUCCGUGACUCAGGCCAUGGAAUGGCUGAUUGAACAUGCAGAUGACCCCACAGUUGAUGCCCCUCUGCCAGGGCAGUUCUUGGUGGACAAUGCAGCAGGAACGGAUGCAUCCACCACUGAGGCAGCUGCUGGGGCUAGCCUGGAUGGGAACAGAGAAGAGUCGAAGGAUGAGCUGACAGAAAUAUUCAAGAAGAUACGCAGGAAAAGAGAGUUUCGUCCUGAUCCACGGGCCAUCAUUGCCUUGAUGGAGAUGGGCUUUGAUGAAAAAGAGGUGGUGGAUGCACUCAGAGUGAACAACAACCAGCAAAAUGCAGCAUGUGAGUGGCUGCUGGGAGACCGGAAACCCACUCCUGAGGAUUUAGACAAGGGGAUUGACCCUUCCAGUCCCCUCUUUCAAGCCAUCCUAGAAAACCCAGUUGUACAGUUGGGGCUAACAAAUCCCAAAACACUACUUGCCUUUGAAGAUAUGCUUGAAAACCCAUUAAACAGUACUCAGUGGAUGAAUGAUCCAGAAACAGGACCUGUCAUGUUACAGAUUUCUCGAAUCUUUCAGACACUCAACCGCACAUAAAAGGGGCGACUUGGUCUGCCACCUUUGGACUCUUGGCUUUGCAGUUUCUAAACAAGAGGAGGCACCAACUGUUGACGGGGACAGAGUGAACGGAAGCAACGUUUGGGGUGUUUUGUCUUCUUUGCAGAAGUGUGUUGCAGACAGCUGUUGUUUUAGAUUUUGGCUUACAUGCUGUGUGAUUUUAGUAUUAGUCUAAGAGGGUUUCAGAACUUGAGAGGGGAAUGUGUUCAAGUGUUUGUGUAGAAGCAUAAGAUUAUACAUCCAAAUAUAGAAAGCGUUUUACAGCUGUCUUAAAAUCUGAUCAUUUGUAAAAUGACAACACAGCUCAUGUUUUUAAUUUUUUGGGUAGUAACGUGUAGAGAUCUCUGAUGCUAGAUGUUCCACUGGUAGCACGUUCUCCAAGUUCCAAUUUACAGAUCUUAAUCAUAAUGUUCACCACUAAUUAUUAUUAUUACGAUGAAUACUUUGAGUGUUCCAUUUUUAUUAAAUGUGGUGGGAAAGAUUGGGAAAGAUGUGGGGCUGUGUCCCAUUCACACAUGUUUAUAGUACUUUAAAAAUUGUCCUAUUACAGGAUCAGGCCCAGAAUUAGGCUUCCCAAUCCCUAGGCCCCAGCAGGGGAUCCCUCAGUUUUACAGGCUUCCCCCUGGCUGGCAGGGGGAAGCCCCGCCCCCACAGUCAACAUGUACCUCUAGAGCUCCGGCAGGUUUAGAAACCUACAAACAGGCCUGUUUUUAAAAUGUGUGCCUUUAAAGUUGAGCAGGAAGCAGGAAACAGGAAGUGUUUCAUGGGAAAGGGUCAGCAGCAGUUUCUUCAGAGAACAGACCCUCCGUUUGUUUUGCUUUUGUUUUCAGAGCAAGUAAAGUUGUGGAGGAACUAGACCCAGUAGGUGUGUGUGUGAGAGAGAGGGAGGGGGCAGGGAUUCCCCAGUUUGGAGGCCCUCUCCUCACUUUAGAAAGCGGGGGGGGGGGGAGGGAAAUGUCUACUGGGCAUUCUAUUAUUCCCUAUGAAGAACGAUACCCGUAGGGAAUAAUGGGGAAUUGAUCAGCGGAUAUAUGGGCCUCUGGGAGGGAUGUUCUUUGAGGUAGAGCCACCAAAUUUGCAGCAUAGCAUCUGAUGCCUUUCCUCAAAACACCCUCCAAGUUCCAAAAGGAUUGGACCAGGGGGCCAAUUUUAUGAGCCCCCAAAGAAGAUUCCCCUAUCCUUCAUAUUUCUAAUAGAGGGAAGGCACUGAAAAGCUGUGCAGUCCCUUUCAAUGUGAUGGCCAGAACUCCCUUUGGAAUUCAAUUGAACUUACUCAUGACUUCACCCCCAAUGUCUCCUGGCUCCACCCCCAAAGUCCCAGAAUAUUUCUUGAAUUGGACUUGGCAACCCUACCCAGGAUCCAUGAAAUCCAGCAUGGUUUCCAGCAGCAAUUUGCAUCUGGAAUUAUUUCCGUGAAAGGGAAACACACUUUGUAAACACCUUAACAUGCAAGUAGACAAUCCUAUUGGCCUGAGUGCCAGCAAAGCAGUCUACCUGUGAAGAUAUUGUGCCAACAUAUGGGAGGGGGGAGUUGUACUUGGCUAUACCUGGGAAGCAAGCCAAGCUCCAGCAGGGCCACCUACCAGCUCCUCAGACCUGGGUAUCUGCUCUGAGGGUCCAGGUUAUGGACAUGCCACUAAGCCCAGAAGCACUGCCAGCCCUUUGGAUUCUCCUUGGUUGCUUGGGUGGAAAAUUGGCCCCAAAUGCCUAACAAAAUGGCCAAGCAUGCUGCUAUUCAGAAUGUUUGCUGGGGGUUACCUGCCAUUGCCUCAGGGCAACCUGCAUUUCCAAGAAUGACCUAGAAAGUUUCCAGAUUAAUAAUGCUGCUGAAACUUUGAACAGUGGUGAUGAUUCUGAAUACAGAUUUGCUCAGCUGGUGGAUUCCAAUUUGAGCACAACCUGCCCCUCCCUCCCCCAUCAAAGUUCUUCUCCAGUUUGGAUUGGCUCCAAGAGUGUCAGAUAUAUAUAGGUAUGUAGAGGCAAUGAACGGUCUGUCAAAGAGAAAGGCCUCCAGAGCACCCUUGAUGCUGCCACCAUCAGGCCAGGGAAGAGUGCUUGGGGGGGAGGGUUGCCAGGGUCCCAAUUUCUCCCCAGUGGGGGGAUUUGGGGGGCGUUCCAGCAGGGGUUAGGACUGUCCUCAAUGCGAUGACAUGCAGAAGGACACCAACCUGCUGGGGAUGCAGCUCUGUGUGCAAACGUCCCCCACUUUCCCCAUGCAUUUAACGGGACCUUCCUCCAAAAGCAGGGGGUCCCCUGCCCCCCCCCCCCCCACUGACUAGCAUUCCCUAAUUGGGGGAUGUGGCAGUUCAGGAUCUAGGCCUCCAAACUACUGGUUGUUUCCCAGUUAUCUUAAAUGAGCCAGUAUGUUCCUAUCUGAGAAAAGGGAGAAUUAUGAUGCAAAUCAAUUCUCCAACAGAAAAUGCAAAUUCAACACAUCUUUUUUUUGUAAGCAUAUUGAAAAUGAAAGCAGAUUAAAUAAGAGCAUGGAUAAAAGCAAA